Messenger RNA from Lactuca saligna, 3320 nucleotides. Lineage: Eukaryota; Viridiplantae; Streptophyta; Magnoliopsida; Asterales; Asteraceae. The record is from the annotation of a GenBank genome assembly.
UUAGGACAAAUUGGGUAAGAAAAGAUAAGGGACCAAAGCAACUUAAAAUCAGCAGAAGUCCACCUUGUUGAAAGUGCCACUGCCAAUUGCCAAACCAAAUAAAAUAAACAUCCACUAUCUGUUUCUUUUGUGUGGUAGAAACUGGAAAGAAAGCAAGAAAAAGAAAGAAAAGCAACAGCGCCAAAUGGAAUGAUAAUCCAAAAAUGGUCUCCUCUUGUCUCCUAUUUUGGGGUUCCCCUUUAACACCUUCUCAGCCCUUCAAAAUCCUCCCUCCAUACACACACAAUUUCACAUACCCAAAAAGAUUUUAUCGAAACCACAACUUGGGUUUCUUUUAAAUUAUCAUACUUUUGCUUGGUUUUUAUAAAUCUCGAGUGAUCCGAUAAUGGAAGAUUUUCAUUUCGUGCUUGGAGCUGCGUGGUUGUGAGGGAAAUUGAUUAAGAAAGUAGACAAGAACAAGCGUAAACGACAACGUUGCACAUCAAAACAAGAAUCAUGAUGACGAUAUCUUCGCCUUCCAAAGAUGACAAUUUGGGAAUGGAUAAUGGAAAAUAUGUUCGAUACACACCCGAACAAGUUGAAGCUUUAGAAAGAUUAUAUCACGAUUGCCCAAAACCAAGCUCCCUUCGUAGACAACAACUCAUUCGUGAGUGCCCAAUUUUAUCCAACAUCGAGCCAAAGCAAAUCAAAGUUUGGUUUCAAAAUCGAAGAUGUAGGGAGAAGCAGAGGAAGGAGGCAUCAAGACUACAAGCUGUUAACAGGAAACUAACAGCAAUGAAUAAGUUAUUAAUGGAGGAGAAUGAUCGAUUACAAAAACAAGUUUCUCAUUUGGUGUAUGAAAACAGCUACUUUCGUCAACAAACUCAAAAUGUGACACUUGCCACCACAGACACGAGUUGUGAGUCAGUGGUGACAAGCGGGCAACACCACUUGACACCUCAGCAUCCACCAAAGGAUGCAAGUCCUGCAGGGCUUUUGUCGAUUGCUGAGGAGAUUUUAAAAGAGUUUCUAUCAAAGGCAACUGGGACAGCAGUGGAAUGGGUCCAAAUGCCUGGGAUGAAGCCUGGUCCGGAUUCCAUUGGAAUCAUUGCUAUUUCUCAUGGUUGCUCGGGUGUUGCAUCAAGAGCUUGUGGUCUUAUUGGUCUUGAACCCACACGAGUUGCUGAAAUCCUUAAAGAUUGGUCAUCCUGGUUUCGUGACUGUAGGGCAGUUGAUACUCUUAAUGUGCUUUCAACAGCAAAUAAUGGGACAAUCGAGCUGCUUUAUAUGCAGCUUUAUGCACCUACUACUUUAGCACCAGCUCGUGACUUCUGGUUACUACGGUAUACGUCUCCUAUGGAGGAUGGUAGCCUAGUGAUUUGUGAAAGAUCAUUGAACAACACACAAAAUGGUCCUAGUAUGCCACCUGUCCCUCAUUUUGUAAGAGCAGAAAUGCUUCCAAGUGGUUAUUUAAUAAGACCAUGUGAAGGUGGUGGCUCCAUAAUUCACAUAGUUGAUCAUGUUGAUUUAGAGCCAUGGAGUGUUCCUGAAGUUUUGCGCCCUUUAUACGAGUCAUCCACUUUACUUGCUCAAAGGACGACAUUUGCGGCGUUUAGUCAUUUAAGGCAAAUUUCACAAGAGAUUUCUCAGCCAACAGUCACAAGUUGGGGAAGAAGACCAGCUGCUCUUCGUGCACUUGGCCAGAGAAUGAGCAGAGGUUUUAAUGAAGCCGUGAAUGGUUUCGCGGACGAGGGAUGGUCGGUGACGGAAAGUGACGGCGUUGAUGACGUCACCGUUUUUGUAAACUUGGCUCCGGCAAAGGCGACGGGUGCGAAUCAGAUGUAUGCCGCCCAUGGGAUUCCGGUGGUCAGCAACGCAGUGUUAUGUGCUAAAGCCUCGAUGUUAUUGCAAGAUGUGGCUCCUGCGAUACUUAUGAGAUUUUUAAGAGAAUAUCGAUCUGAAUGGGCGGAUAGCAGUAUGGAUGCUUACUCUGCUGCUUCAAUGAAAGCGGGUCCCACAAGCUUGCCUAUGGCUAGAAAUGGAAGCUUCGGUAGUCAAGUUAUUCUUCCAUUGGCUCAUACCCUUGAGCACGAAGAGUUCAUGGAAGUUGUUAAGCUUGAAAACAUGGGCCAUUAUCAAGAAGACAACAUGAUGAUGCCUGGUGACAUCUUCUUUCUGCAGCUUUGCAAUGGAGUUGAUGAGAAUGCAAUCGGGACCUCUGCAGAACUUGUUUUUGCCCCAAUUGAUGCCUCAUUUACCGAUGACGCCCCUCUCCUUCCAUCUGGUUUUCGUAUUAUUCCUAUUAAUAACCGACUGACUCAAAAUCCAACACGUGACCUGGCAUCAACACUGGAGGUGGGGGUGGGCCCACCCCGGAAUCAAAGAGCUUCCAAUCAAGCGGGGCCCACAAAGUCAGUUAUGACAAUCGCGUUUCAGUUUGGUUUUGAGAUUCAUCUUCAAGAAAACAUUGCAUCCAUGGCUAGACAAUAUGUACGCAGCAUCAUAUCAUCUGUUCAAAGAGUCGCUUUGGCUCUUUCACCUUCUCCUUUUGGGUCUCCGAGUUUACAGGGAAACCCGGAAGCUCACACACUCACUCAUUGGAUCCAACAAAGUUAUAGUUGCUUUUUAGGUGAGGAGCUUUUUAAAAGUGUUGAUGGACGAAGCGAAUCUGUUCUUAAAACACUUUGGAAUCACUCGGAUGCCAUAACAUGUUGCUCUCUCAAGACUUUGCCAGUUUUCACUUUUGCUAAUCAAGCGGGGCUUGAUAUGCUGGAGACAACGUUAGUUUCACUUCAAGACGUUUCAUUGGACAAGAUUUUUGAUGAAAAUGGAAGGAAGAAUGUUUUUUCAGAGCUCCCACAGAUUCUUCAACAGGGUUAUGGUUGUCUUCCUGGGGGUGUAUGCUUGUCAAGCAUGGGGAGACCCGUAUCGUAUGAACGUGUAGUGGCAUGGAAGGUGUUAAAUGACAACGAUACCCCUCAUUGUAUAGCCUUCAUGUUUGUCAACUGGUCAUUUGUUUGAUUCUCCUUCUCUUGGGUACACCAUGAGAUAGAAAAAAACAAGAAAUAGUGGCAUAGAAAUGUUAAAAAAAAAUGAAGAUACCCUUUGAAAAUUUGAAUAUCCAAAUGGCAAACUUGGUUUCCAGUUCCUUGUGUAGUUUGUUUGUAAAUUGUAUAGCUUUUUAUGCUUGUUGAUUAAUUUAAAGAUGAAGGUUAGUUUCAGGGUUCUACAUAUGUGCCAUGGUUGAAUGAUUUUUUACAUUUGUUGUGUCGAACACAAAAAAUGUAUUUGCAUUAUAUUCUUUUUGAAUUUUAAUCUAAUUACUAUAUAAAGUAUUCGGC